AUGUUGGAAGCAGUUGGAAAUUACGGUCUUCAUUUGAAACCUCCAAGCUAUCAUGAGUUAAGGGUUCCACUCCUUGAAAAAGAGUUGGAAUAUACAAAGGCUUUGUUGAAUGGUCAUCAAUUGCAUCACGCAAAAUACGGAUGCUCAAUUAUGUCAGAUGGUUGGACGGACAGAAAGAAUAUGACUUUGAUAAAUUUCUUGGUGAAUUCCACAGCAGGAACAAUGUUUGUGAAGAGUAUUGAUGCUUCUUCCUACAUGAAGACUGGAAUUAAAAUAUUUGAGCUAUUGGACAAUUUUGUUGAGGAGAUUGGUGAGCAAAAUAUUGUGCAGGUGGUUACUGACAAUGGAAGUAAUUAUGUAUUGGCUGGUACACUACUAACUGCCAAGAGACCACACUUGUUUUGGACUCCGUGUGCUGCACAUUGUCUAGACCUGAUGUUAGAAGAUAUUGGAAAGAUUGCUAAGGUUAAAAUGGUUAUUCAAAAAGGGAUUAGUCUCGUUGGCUUCAUUUAUAACCACACAUUGGCGUUGAACAUAAUGAGGAAGAACACUGACAAUGUUGAAUUGAUUCAUUCCAAGAAGAGAAGUAGACUUGAGCAUAAGAGGUUGGAAGACUUACUUUUCGUUAAGUAUAAUCAGGCUUUGAAAGAGCGAUAUGAUUGUCGUGAUGUGAUUGAUCCAAUCAUCUUGAAUGAUUAUGAUGAUUAUAUCAAUGAAUUUGAAGUGGGAGACUUGGGGGAUGAUGAUAAACCUGUUGAAGAAUUAGUUUAUGCUGGUGAUAAUCUAACUUGGACUGAUGUUGCCAAUGCAAGUGGGGCUAAUGAGCCGGUGGUCUACACUAGGCGGGCAGCAAAAGAAAAGGCAGCUGCAAGUGUAUCUAGGGCAAUAACACAAGAAGCAAUAUCAAAGGAAGUGGUGGUAGAAGAAGAUGUUAAAGAAGUUGAACCUAUUUAUAGGUCAUCCCGGUAUCCCGCAGCCCGCUAUCUCGCUAUCCCGGUUUCCAGGGUUGGCCGCGACGCACCGCUAUCUGAAAUUAACUACCUAGCAUUCAAUGAUGAUGUGACAAUUUUGUGUCACAUUGCACCAACAUAA
Messenger RNA from Cicer arietinum (chickpea), 1092 nucleotides. NCBI's taxonomy places the organism in Eukaryota, Viridiplantae, Streptophyta, Magnoliopsida, Fabales, Fabaceae. The record is from RefSeq and is a predicted model, not a curated record.